UCUCAAGUGAUGGAAAUUGGAAGCACAAACAAAUGAUAUCGAUUAAGAUUGAUUAUAACGAUCUUCAUGCUCUGAUCGAAAGUGUUUAACGCCACGUAUAUUAAAUUUUCAAGCUUGCGUGCACCUCGACUAAUUCCACGGGAUACCUGCCACCUCCCACCAGCAACAGGUACCAGGCAACUCUGUACAUCAAGGCUAGAAUAGAUGGGAAAAAAUCACCAAAUGUUUGUCUCUGUUGGGUAUUGAAACUGACACCUCAUGAUACUCAACUCAACUUCAUUGAACCACUAGGCCACACCCUUGGGUGCCAUUUCUUUGUCUGCACAAGUCAAAGAGUCACUAUGGAAUUAGCAGACAGAACUAUUGGACUGCUUUUGACAGUGACUAGCUUGUCCAUUUUUACAUAUUAUACCUUCUGGGUCAUCAUUCUGCCAUUGGUUGAUACUGAUCAUUUUGUGCACAAAUAUUUUCUACCUCAAGAGUAUGCAAUUCUUAUUCCCGUAUUUGCUGGAAUGGCACUCGUUUGCUUGCUGAGCAUGUUUAUUGGAUAUGUGAUGCUCAAGUCCAUAAAGAAGAAGGCAUGAUGAUACAACCAUGCUAAGCCUGCUGCUAGCUGUUAGAUUAUAUGACACUUCAUAGUUUUGCUCUUGAACAGCUUGUGUCACAUAAAUUCUCUUUUCAUGUGUUAACAGUGAUCUGAAAAUUCAGGUUAUGCCUUCAAGUAGUCACUACAUAUUGACAACCUCUACUUUGUGUUUGUAGUUUUUAGGAAUGUUUGUUACCUGUACAUCUAUCCAUUAGUUUGUAUAUCCUCAUUUGCAACAUAGAAAAGUCAAGAGUCAAGAGGGGUUUAGAUUGAAAAGGCAAGAGAAUACUGCCAUUGAAGAACAAACUACUUUUUUAUAAUUUUUAGAGGUCGAUGUUUCCACUUUGGUUGGUGGCUGGGUUAUCUUUUCUAUGUUAUUCACGAUUCAGCAAUAAAGUUUAAUGAGAGUUGUUGAAGAA
Molecule: messenger RNA, 1005 nt
Organism: Capsicum annuum
Lineage: Eukaryota; Viridiplantae; Streptophyta; Magnoliopsida; Solanales; Solanaceae
Product: dolichol-phosphate mannose synthase subunit 2
Exons: 4
Coding region: 342-584 (80 amino acids)
Biological process (GO): GPI anchor biosynthetic process
Cellular component (GO): endoplasmic reticulum membrane; dolichol-phosphate-mannose synthase complex
Molecular function (GO): enzyme regulator activity
Source: RefSeq, a predicted model, not a curated record